AUGCAGUAUACUGAAGGAAGUAUGGUGAUUGUUGUUCCAAAUAAGGAGGAUUCAGUAGGAUUAACGCAGAUAUCAGCUUAUAGUGAACGUAUACCCUGUAACAAAUACGAGUUAAAGUCUAUUAUAAGAAACGAAGGUCGGCCCGACAUUUAUGAUAAAGAAGCUUUUGAAAAACAAGUUUUUAAGAAUAUAAUAAAAUUUGUUAGUGAAGAGAGUUAUAAAAUAGAGAUUGAACUAAACUAUCUUAAUUUGGAUAAACUGAGGAAAUAUUUGAAAAAUCUUCAUUAUGUUGACGAUAUAAAUAGAUUUCAUAAAAUCGUUGAGCACGGGCGUAUCGAUGGAAUAAAGAAACCAUGUAUUGUUUAUGAAUAUCUUUCAGAUAACAUAAGUAAUAUCAAACUUGAAAAUCCUUCAAAAAAAUUCCAGCAAUCAAUAUAUUUUUUAUAUGAUUCUCUUUGUAUUAUCAAUUAUCUUCACAAUCUAGGAUAUGUUCACAGAAGUAUAAAGCCAUCAACAUUCUUGGUUGGGAAAUCUUCAAAUAGUAACGAUUAUUUACCACUAAAAAUGACAAAUUUUGAAACAUGUUCCAAAAUUAUUACUCAGGAAGAGGCCAAACGUAAUCCUAGUAUAGUUCCCAAAUCUCACAUUCAAAAUAUUAAAUAUUGUUCCAUUAAUCAACACGAAGUGGGCCAAUUAUAUCUUCCAUGUGAUGAUAUAGAAAGUUGGUUUUAUAUGAGUAUAGGAUUACUUGAAGAUGGACUUCCAUGGAAUAAACUAAGAGUUGAAGAAAAAAAUAAAAUAAUUGAAAAAAAAACAACUUUACAGGAUAAGAAUAAUUUAUUUUAUUGUUACACUCCAAUGCCUAUUAGAGAAUUAAUCAAGAGUAUUAUAAAUAAAUAUGAAAAAAUUGAUUGUGAUGAAAUUAUUUUUAAAUUAUAUAAAGCCAUCGAACCUAAUUUAUAA
Molecule: messenger RNA, 963 nt
Organism: Strongyloides ratti
Lineage: Eukaryota; Metazoa; Nematoda; Chromadorea; Rhabditida; Strongyloididae
Product: Protein kinase domain and Protein kinase-like domain-containing protein
Exons: 2
Coding region: 1-963 (320 amino acids)
Biological process (GO): peptidyl-serine phosphorylation; signal transduction
Cellular component (GO): cytoplasm; nucleus
Molecular function (GO): protein serine/threonine kinase activity; ATP binding
Source: RefSeq, a predicted model, not a curated record